Molecule: messenger RNA, 171 nt
Organism: Guyanagaster necrorhizus
Lineage: Eukaryota; Fungi; Basidiomycota; Agaricomycetes; Agaricales; Physalacriaceae
Exons: 1
Source: RefSeq, a predicted model, not a curated record
ACACCUCAUACUUACCUUGAUGGCACAAGCCCCUUCAGGUACCCGGGUUUGUGGGCCGUGGAGAUCCUUCAUAGCACGGCGACCCUGUCCCCAGAGGGUGUCUACGGCUUGUAUAGGCUCAGGCUUAUGCACCGUCUAAAUAUUUUCCUGUCCCACUUUGGCCACUCUGGC